AAAACUUGCUGUGCCGUCGACUCGAAGCAACAACAUCAACACGACGAGUAGCAUCAGCACUGAUCCCAGCACCAGCGGCGGCGAUUCAAUGUCAGCUUCAUUCAGACUGAGUCAAGAGGUUUCAAAAUCGCAGCCAGAUCCGUCAAGCAGUAACUCGCCAGGUCAGCAACAACAACACGCUAGCAGCAGUACUGACUCCACGUCGAGCAUCACACUGGUCGAAAGCAUCAACGACAUCUUCAACGCUCCUCCAAACACCCUCAUCAUCCAUGCCUGUAACACUAAAGGUUCAUGGGGCGGCGGCAUUGCCAAAGCAUUCAAAGGGAAAUACCCCGCAGCAUUCGAAGUGUACAAAACCCAUUGCCAACGCAACGGUGGCGAACUCGUCGGACAAGCUCUCCUGAUCCCACCGCACAAGGAAGCUGGUGAAGAGCAUUUCGUUGGUUGUCUGUUCACAUCAGUGUCCAAGGGUCGAGAGGCCGAUUCACCCGCCAAGAUUCUCAGUGCAACGGGACCUGCCAUGCGGCACUUGUUGCGGCAGGUACAGGAGCACAAUACCACUCACCCGGGUGAGGAGGUGAGCGAAGUGAGAAUGUGCAAGAUCAAUUCCGGACUGUUCAAAGUUCCGUGGGAAAAGACCAAGGAUGUCCUUCAAGCCAUUCCGACUGAACCGGAUGGUAUUCGGCAGAUCAAGGUCAUUUCGAGGAGUGAGGACGAUUAGACCGAGUGAGGAGGGCGAUACGGCAGUGAGGAAGACGAGUAACCAGUGAGAAAGACGAGAAACCAGUGAGAAAGACGAGACAGCACUU
This is a messenger RNA of Sphaerulina musiva SO2202, 809 nucleotides long. RefSeq lists its product as uncharacterized. NCBI's taxonomy places the organism in Eukaryota, Fungi, Ascomycota, Dothideomycetes, Mycosphaerellales, Mycosphaerellaceae. Bases 89 to 721 code for a protein of 210 amino acids. The transcript has a single exon. The record is from RefSeq and is a predicted model, not a curated record. Gene Ontology annotation, biological process: peptidyl-glutamate ADP-deribosylation.